This is a messenger RNA of Indicator indicator, 1977 nucleotides long. Its product is annotated as solute carrier organic anion transporter family member 1A2-like. Lineage: Eukaryota; Metazoa; Chordata; Aves; Piciformes; Indicatoridae. Gene Ontology annotation, molecular function: bile acid transmembrane transporter activity; protein binding. The record is from RefSeq and is a predicted model, not a curated record. Gene Ontology annotation, cellular component: membrane. The transcript is spliced from 14 exons. Gene Ontology annotation, biological process: bile acid and bile salt transport; transmembrane transport; sodium-independent organic anion transport. Bases 13 to 1977 code for a protein of 654 amino acids.
UAAAAAGGCAACAUGAAGGAAGCUAAGAAGCCACAUGCAGAGGACAAAAUCUGUUGCAUUUCCAAGCUGAAGGUAUUUCUGCUGACACUAUCACUUGCAUUUGUUGGUAAAACGAUGUCUGGUGCUUACAUGAACAGCAUGUACACACAGAUAGAGAAACAAUUUAAUAUACCAGCUUCUUUAGUGGGGAUCAUUAAUGGAAGCUUUGAAAUUGGCAACUUGCUGCUGAUAGCAUUCGUGAGUUACUUUGGAGCAAAGCUUCACAGACCCAGAAUAAUUGCUUUUGGCUGCACAGUUCUGUCAUUUGGAUGUCUUUUGAUAUCACUUCCUCACUUCCUGUUUGGAAGGUACCAUAUUGAAAGCAGUAUUUCACAGAGGGAGAAUUUCUCAGUCAUGCCUGUGUGCCUUGUUAAUCAAAGCUUGUUCUCAUUACCUGCAGAGGAUCCAUCAACAGAAUGUGAAAAAGAGCCUGGGUCCUUGCUGUGGAUAUUUGUCAUGAUUGGAAACAUAGUACGAGGGAUGGGUGAAACUCCCAUCAUGCCUUUAGGCAUUUCAUAUUUGGAGGAUUUUGCCAAAGCAGAGAAUUCACCUUUCUACCUGGGAUGUCUACAUACAGCAACUGUAGUUGGCCCCUUCCUUGGUUGCUUGCUGGCAUCAUUCUGUGCAGAACUGUUUGUUGAUCUGGGAUCAGUAGAUGCAGAGGAGAUAACUAUCACAGUUACCGAUGCACGCUGGGUUGGAGCGUGGUGGUUGGGCAUUUUGAUUUGUGCAUCACUGAAUCUUCUAGCAGGAAUACCUUUUUGGUUUUUGCCCAAGUCACUUGUGAAGGAAGGAGAAACCAAUGAACUUGAGGAGACAAAUGAAAGAAGUGUAGCACCAUUGCAAGAAAAUGAGAAAACUGAAGAAAAACAGACCAUGUAUGAAAUUGCUAAAGAUUUCAUCCCAUUCCUCAGGGCUCUGUUUCGCAACCCAGUUUAUAUGUUAUUUAUAUGCAUAACUGUGUUACAGUUCAGUGCUUUUGAUGGCAUGAUAUCCUUCAUGCCCAAGUAUCUGGAACAGCAGUUUGGAAAAUCUGCAUCAGAUGCCAUCUUUUUAAUUGGUGUUUACAACUUACCGGUGAUAUGCGUUGGAUAUUUUUUUGGAGGCUUAUUCAUGAAGAAAUUCAAGAUAAAUAUCUAUCAGGCUGCGAACAUAGCAUUUUGGGUAUCUUUACUGGAAUACCUUCUCUACUUUGGUGCCUAUUGGACUGUCUGUGAUACUUCACUAGUUGCUGGCCUAACAGUUUCCUAUGAAGGAAUAGAGCAAGUUUCAUAUGCAGAAAAUACUCUACUUGCUGGCUGCAACAGGGAUUGCGAUUGCCCACUUAAAAUAUGGGACCCUGUUUGUGGGAACAAUGGAAUCACUUAUGUGUCACCUUGUCUUGCUGGGUGUAAAGCCUCAAGAGGAACUGGAAAAAAUGUGGUAUUUGAAAACUGCAGCUGUGUUGCAGCCUCAGGGUAUUCAUCUCAAAACGCCUCUGCAGUUCUGGGCCAGUGUGAUGAAGAAGAAAACUGUGACCGGAUGCUUCAUUACUUUUUAAUAUUGUCACUAGUCUGCAGCUUCAUUUUUUCCUUAGCAGCCAUGCCUGGGUACAUGGUGUUAAUAAGGUCUCUAAAGCCUGAAGAAAAGUCAUUUGGAGUGGGUAUCCAUGGACUAGCUUCAAGAGUAUUUGCUGGAAUUCCUUCUCCCAUUUAUUUUGGAGCUUUGAUAGACAGCACUUGCUUGAAGUGGGGUACUAUGUCUUGUGGUGAAGAAGGAGCAUGUAGAAUGUAUGACAUUGUCACAUACAGGUGGCUUUAUCUUGGCCUGCCAGCUGUAUUACGUGGAGUGUCCUAUAUCCCAAGUGCAGUCGUUCUCCUUAUUUUAAAGAAGAAACUUAAAUCUGAAAGCCAGGUCUUAUUAAAUGCACCAGUGGAAAUGCAAGAAGCAUUGACAUAG